UAGAAGUGGAGUUGAGUGUGCAUGUUACACGGUUAAACAUGUUAAAAAGUUUUUCUGAAAUUUUAGUUUUAUGUUACAUUUGGUGCCCAAAUCAUUCUAUAAGAACUGAUAUAUUAAACUUUUCUCCGUCUUGAUUAAGUGACAAACCUAGUAAAUUAAUUAGUGAAUAAUAUAAUACGUGUCUGAGAUUUAACCUUACUUGUUUGUUAAAUCAGUUAAUAACAAAAAUCACCAUGCCUAAAGGAAGGAAAAAAUACUCGAAAUACGGUAAGUGAAGUGAAUUGUCUGUUGUAACUGUUUCAGUAUGAUUUGUAACGCGUGCACACCUGGUAUUUGCCAAGAAUGAGAUCACGCGGCGACCUUGUGGUUGCUGACUUUCCGCGCCGUAAUGACAUGUCCACGUAUAUAUUUAUGCUCACAGAACGAUGUUCCCACGUCGUACAAUUAGUUAUUAGCCCAAAACCGAUUUCCAUAUGUUGCACAUUGUCACUUCCGUAUUUGCCUGUUCCUUAUGUUUUGAAUUCUCAAACUGCAAUAUUUGUUCAUAAUACAAUAACACUACCACUUUCGAAAUUUCAUAAUACAAACCUACCUAUGUUAAAUUAUACUAGAUACUUAAAAAUCAAUUCAACCUUGUUGUAUUUUUUGUUGUUUUACUAUUAUCUAUUAGUAUGUUAGUCAGGAAUUGUGUUUUGCAAUAGCUCCAGUAGUCAUUUUUAUUGUACUUUCUCUCUCUCUGCAUCACAAUUAAACAUUGACACAAUAAAUAACAACAUGUUACACAAAGAAAAAUGGUGGUGGUGCAACAAUUGGCUGCAACAACAUUGCUCAUAAGGUUAUGAGCAAUGUUGUUUGUUCAGUUGUUGGUAAACAAUAAAAUUACAGAACAGAGCAGCCUGCCUCAUCUGAUGAGGAUGCCGGCAUUGACAUGACAAACGACAACUGCUCCGAGAUCUCUAUGCAGUCUGAUUCCAGGAGUAAUCAUGAUGAAGUGGUCGAAAGCGAAGCGGAGAAGUUCGAGGAGAAGGUGAUGGAGAUCAUCGACGGUCUGGGCGCGCGCGCGGCCUUGGCCCGAGCGGCGGCGUUAGUGUCACUCCGUAAUGCGCUACAGCGGAGACACGUGGGAGCGCUGCUGUACGGCCACCGCGUCACGCUCGCGGAGGUGGUGUCGCGCACCGUGCGCCGCGGCCGCGAGGUUGAGAGGAAGGCCGCCGCCGGGAUAGCGCCGGUGCUAGCGCUGCAGAUCGGAGAGGAGAGUACAGAAGCAUAUAUGAAAGAAGUGCGACCGGCGUUGGCCGCAGCUGCUGUAGACCGCUCCGCCUCCAUAGAGACGCGCACUGAGUGUUGCGCAUCACUGGCCGUGCUGUGCUACCUGUUGGAGGAAGACAUCACUGAAAUAUUGGAAAUCAUGAAAAUGUACGAAACCAUCUUCAGUGGCAGCUAUCCUAAAGGCGACGGCAGCGUUAAAGUAUCCGGCGCUGUGGUGGAAGAGGCCGCUUUGCACGCGAGCGCGUUAGACGGGUGGGCGCUACUGCUGACCAUGGUGCCCGAAGUGCACGCGCGCUCGCUGCUGCAGUGCGCGCCGCCGGCCUGCGCGCGCCUCGCCUCGCUGCUGGACGCGCACGGGCUCGAGGUCCGUUUGGCAGCCGGUGGGGCUUUGGCGAUCGCUCACGAACACACUGCCGAUCCUGACGGGCCAGAAGAAGAAUAUGUGGCAGAAAUCAUACCUCAGCUGCUUCAAUUAACGAAAGAUUCACACAAGUACCGCGCUAAGAGGGACCGCAAGUUGCAGCGAGCCACUUUCCGGGACAUUCUCAAAUACUUCGAGGAGAACGAGGUGCCAUCGCUAUCCGUCCGCGUGGGCGCCGAGCACGUGGUGUGCGACACGUGGGGCACACGCGCCGCCUACAGCGCCCUCACCGCCGCCCUCGCCGGAGCCCUGCCCGCCCUCGCGCCCCACGCGCCCUCCCUGCGCCGCGCCCUGCGCCUCACCGCCGCCCCGCUCGUGCCCGUCCGCAGCCUCAACAAGAUGCAGCGGCAUUUAAAGAACAGCGCCGCGUCGAAGGCGCGUACAGUCGCACGAAACAAGAGCCGCGACAAGCGUUCCGCUGCACUCGCCAUAUGAACCCGGCCCUCACCACAACCACAUCGAUGCUACCAGAAUCAUCAAACAUCUCGCCGCCUCUGAACCAACUACACCUACGAACACGUUAACACCAAAAAUAGAUAACGCAGAAGGCAAUCUACAUACAAGGUGCGCUCGAGCAACGCACAACCAAUUUUGAUCCUAUCAAUCAACUAUUAUUUUAAUGUAUAGUAACAAUUUAUUAUUUUACUUACUUGAAUUGGGGCUCGACCUGUAGAAGAUCCUUAUAUUAUCACAGGACAAAUUUUAACUAUUUUGUAUUUCUCAUAUUAUAUUUUAAUGCCUAUAAUUAAGACAACGCUCACGGACACGGCGUCUAGAAUCGCUACGGAUCAGAGCGAGCGCGAGUUUCAUCCGCUUUAGACAACAAUUGUUAUUAUAACUGUCCACGGUGGAUGGUUGUUUAAAUGCAACAUUAGCGGUGAAUAUUUGUUAUUUAAUUUCUCAUAUAACAAUAACAUUAUAAUAGUUUCAGUUAUUAUUGCUUUAUAUUUCCAUUCUUCCUGUUUCAUUGACAACAAUAAAUCAAACAUCUGGUUACAAGAUAGCGACUGCCGAGUGUAGGUAUGAUAAUUAAAGUACAUAUAUAAGAUUGCCUUCUGUACUAUCUAUUUUGUGUUAAAACGCAGUGAGAUUUUCGUUUUCCUCAGUGCGUUUUUAUCCCGACAAUCUCGGUUCCGACCAAAAAAAAAACAGUUGGCUGUACAUUAAUUAGUAUUAUAACCACGGUUUAGAUUAAACGCUAGCGUUGUUAGAUCACGAGUCUAGUGUUAGCUUAGGCUAGGUGCCGAACCAAAGAAAUUGAGAAAAAAAUUAAAAUGAAAAAAAGUUGGAACCGUUUUUUUUUCGUUCGAGGUCUGGUGUUCUAUUUUAAGUUUUUUUUAUCUACUAUGUUUAUUGCUCACGCACCGUAUGAUUUCUAAAUUUCACUUCUCACACGAGAUCGGAGUAAUUUUUUUAUAGUUAGUGAUGAAUUUCAUAUCCUUUGCGAAGGGAGUAUGUUUUGAGAAUAACUAAAUAUUAUUAGAUAGACGUUGUCGUACCGUUUUAUAUUAAAUUACGUUUUUGCUUACUCCAUAUCUUGGUGAUUUGGUUUGGCUGUCUCUUCUCUACAGAGUAAUGAGUCUUCUAACUGCCAUUAACUCAAUCGCAAUGUUUAGUGAAUUAUUAUAAUCCAAUUUUACUUUUGUUGAAUUAUUGAUAUUUUUAUAUCAAUUUAAAUAUUGUUAGGGAUUUCGUGUUACAUAUUGAUUAUAUUAUUAUUUUAUUAUAGACCAUUUUCUCACCAUUAUUGUGACGGUUUGUUUGUCAUAGGUUUGUUAUUUUAAUGCAAAUUAAUCAAGUUGUGGAGUAAGGGACAUUAAUUAUAAUGAUUAUUUGUAUGUGUGGUUUGCAUGUUGUGGAGGCUGAUUCUAACAAUGUGCAAUUCAUAUACUUCCAGCCCGUUUAAACAUCCGUAGUAGUCGUUUCGUUACUGCUUACGUUAUCGUUAAAGACGCAUAGACGUGAUAUUGAUGAUAUUUCGCGAUCCGGAGCGUGGUAUUGAUGAUAUUUCGCGAUCCGGAGCGUGAUAUUUAGGACAAAUCGUGAUUAAUUACGAUUACAUAUCAAUACAGUUACACGCAGUGUACUUAUUAGUGUUUGACGAAAUAGGUAUCUAUUAAAAAUUACUAAGAAUUAUGUUCGUCAUUUGUCACGAUUCUUGAGAAUGUAAGAAGACACGAGUUUGAUGGGAAAAUAAUAAUAUUCACUCACGCUCCGGAGAGAGAUUGGACCACGUUUGAACGGGCUGGUGUUUAGAAUAAAACUUCUCUGUAAAUAUUAUUUUAAUUGAUAUUCGUCGUUGCGGCCGCCUGCCUCUUAUUGUACAUUAAUUUAGGCUAUACGGAAUGUUGAAAUAAUAUUUAUGACGAGGAAA
Molecule: messenger RNA, 4064 nt
Organism: Chilo suppressalis (striped riceborer)
Lineage: Eukaryota; Metazoa; Arthropoda; Insecta; Lepidoptera; Crambidae
Source: the annotation of a GenBank genome assembly